AUGUCUGCUUGGGACGUCAAGGGCAAGGUCGCCAUCGUUACCGGUGGUGGCAGUGGUAUCAACCAUGCCUUCGUGGAGGUCCUCCUGAAUGCAGGCUGCUCCGUCAUCGUGGCUGACAUUAACCUGCGGCCCGAGGCCGAGGCCACCCUGGCUGCGUACCCUCACCCUGCCAAGCAGGAGGGUUCUCCCUCUGCCGUCUUCAAGAAGACGGACCAGAGCAACUGGGCACAGCUGAACGAGAUGUGGGACUUUAGUUUGAAGACGUUUGGCCGGGUCGACCUCGUGUGCCCCGGCGCCGGCAUCUGGGAGCCCCCGUCUUCCAACUUCUGGAUCCCCCCUGGCACCUCGGACAUUGCCAAGGACGACCCCAACGCGGCCGUCGGUCAGUGGUACACCUUUGCCGUCAACACGACCGGACCCCUGCGCCUGGCCCAGUUGGCCUUCAAGUACUGGAUCGAGAACAAGAUCCAGGGCAACUUCCUCUUUGUGGCCUCCAUGGGCGGCUACUGCGAGACGGUCAGCACACCCCUCUACUACGCCAGCAAGGCCGCCCUGCUGAGCGCCACCAAGUCGUUUGCCCAGAUGCGCCAGCGCCUGGGCAUCCGCGUGGCGGCCGUCUGCCCCGGCCCGUGCUACACGCCGCUGUUCCUGCCCGAGUGGGCCGCGGCCAAGGUCCGCCCGACCGACUUUACCAUGACGCCCAAGGAGUGCGCCGAGACCAUGCUCAAGGUCGCCUCGGAGCCCCAGUACGGCGACGGCAACAUCAUCGAGGUCAUGAUGAUGGGCACCCGCGAGGCCCCCCGCCUCAACGUCCGCCACGUCCCCUACGACAAGCUGCUGCCCGAGGGCGUCGGUACCCUCGGCGACGACAACAACAUCAUCAAGGAGGAGGAGAAGCUCUGGGCUCACCUGCCAGUCAACGGCAUGACCCCUAUGUAA
This is a messenger RNA of Pestalotiopsis fici W106-1, 939 nucleotides long. RefSeq lists its product as uncharacterized. Gene Ontology annotation, molecular function: oxidoreductase activity, acting on the CH-OH group of donors, NAD or NADP as acceptor. Lineage: Eukaryota; Fungi; Ascomycota; Sordariomycetes; Amphisphaeriales; Sporocadaceae. The transcript has 2 exons. The record is from RefSeq and is a predicted model, not a curated record. Gene Ontology annotation, cellular component: cytoplasm. The coding region runs from base 1 to 939 and encodes 312 amino acids.